AAAAUAAUGCAACACUGCAUGCAUUGCUUGGUCAAAGUUUCACCAGAGAGGUUUGGCACGACGUGCACUCUUGGCGCAGUCUUCAAUUUAUGUUGAUGGGUUUUCACGUUUCUUCCUUGUUGUAUAUGCAAAGUUUUGAGAGAAAUAACUUUGAAUAACUAAAAUGAGGAAAUAUCAAAAGUGGAUAAUUUCCUCGCUUGAGUGCCGUGUUUGUGUUGUUAAAAAGUGUAUUCCAGUUUCCAUUUUCCAAAAGAAAUAAUGCUCCAUUGAUUCAGAAAUUUAACGAGCAAACUAAUGCUUUGAAAACAAAUAAAAAAUUUCCUUGGAAAUCCUAAUUUUUUUUAACAGAUUAGGAUUUCUGUUUAAAAAAAUAAUUUUCCAAUUUAAAACAUCUGAUUUAUGAUUGGCUGAGACUUUGUACAUCUAUUUAUAUUGAACUUCAUUUAAUAGUUUUUUCUUUAUUUAUAAAAAAGUGGAUCUUUGUGAACCUUUUCUCAUCUGAUAUCUUAUCAUUCUUAUCUCUCCUUAAAUAAAUCAGUCUGUCUUGAUUUUUUUUAAUCUCAUGCUGGAUUCUAAGCUUGAUGAACUAUCAGAUAAGACGUGCAAUUGAAAAUGAUAAGCAGCUGCUUUUACAAUUAGUUGUCUUGAAUCAUAGCCGUGAAAGAAGCAAAUCUUAAAAUGCAAUUAUACGGCGUUGCUACAAUUUUAUCACUCGUCGUUUUGGGUGGUGUGGCCUUGUUUGGAGUGCUUAUUUUGACAAUCAACGCCUCUUCAGAGACACUAUGCGAAAAAGCAGGAAAAGAUCUGAAUAUGACAAAAUUGGUGUCUGGAACUUACUUCUUCAAAGACGAUUUCUCUUUCUGGAUUUCAUGGGACGACGCAAAAGCAUUUUGCGAGUCGCACGGCUUAGAACUGCUGACGGUGACAAAUCGGUACGAAGCGGCAGAGAUCACGGACGUGUUCGAAACGUAUUUAUGGACGUCCGGCUACUUUUUCCGCGACGGUGAAAAUCCUCCGGGUCAGUUCAAGUGGCAAAACGGCUCAAUAAUCCCGCUCGACUCGGCCAUGUGGAGCUCGUUUUUCGACGAGCCCAAUCAUUACCUCACGAAAAACCGGACCUGCGUUUUGCUUUACAGGGGAGAAUUGUUGGACGAUCCGUGCGUGGGUUGGUACCCGUUUGCCUGCGAAAUUCCGCACUCUUGUUACUCGUGAAUAAACCACAGAUUUCGAAAAGUGAAAACGUUGUGUCAAUAAUUAAUCGCAAGCAGGAAAUGUCACGACGAGUUUCGUUUUUAAGUAAACUUAAUUAAUUAAUUAUAAGGUCUGUUUGCAAUAAAAGUUAUUUCUAGAAUUUUGUUCAAUCAUCUACAAAUAUUCCAAAAGAAAUUGAAUGUGGAUUUAGAAACGUAGAGAUGAAACCAAUGUCUAAAUUUAAAAUUUUAAUUGGAAUUCUUAACUUUUUUAUUAGGAUUUCUGUCGCCUAUAUAUUAAGUUUUAGCUUUCAAUAAGCA
Molecule: messenger RNA, 1511 nt
Organism: Neocloeon triangulifer
Lineage: Eukaryota; Metazoa; Arthropoda; Insecta; Ephemeroptera; Baetidae
Product: C-type mannose receptor 2-like
Exons: 4
Coding region: 679-1212 (177 amino acids)
Biological process (GO): biological process involved in interspecies interaction between organisms
Cellular component (GO): external side of plasma membrane
Molecular function (GO): carbohydrate binding
Source: RefSeq, a predicted model, not a curated record